Messenger RNA from Catharus ustulatus (Swainson's thrush), 2371 nucleotides. RefSeq names its product cytochrome P450 27C1. The record is from RefSeq and is a predicted model, not a curated record. Gene Ontology annotation, cellular component: mitochondrial inner membrane. NCBI's taxonomy places the organism in Eukaryota, Metazoa, Chordata, Aves, Passeriformes, Turdidae. Gene Ontology annotation, molecular function: iron ion binding; monooxygenase activity; heme binding. The transcript is spliced from 9 exons. Gene Ontology annotation, biological process: cortisol metabolic process; glucocorticoid biosynthetic process; cellular response to peptide hormone stimulus. Bases 713 to 2371 code for a protein of 552 amino acids.
UCUGAAACUAAUCAACAUUUUACAAUCACUAACACCUUUGGAAUUAUACAGAAAUACAUAUGAAAAUAACACAAAUGCUUUUUAAAUUGUGCAGAUUUCUACAAAAGUUGACACAAGCUGCUUAUGGAGUGUGUCCUGUCCAAAAGAUAAAUUGUUCUGCAGUACAAAUAACAUCUCUGAAUAAUGAAAUUUACAGGAAUUUUUUGUAAGGUUAUUGUGUAAGACCAGUGCUACUUCUAUGUGGAUGCACAAAUGUUUUUCAUAUAUGUUACAGGAUAAUGAAUGGUUCUAAGAUAACUUCUUUCAGAAAAUACACUGUUUUCUAACACAGGGGAAUGAAUUAAUGCCACAGAAAAAAAUUGGCCUAAUCCUGCCUUUUUAAAAUAGGAGAAAGCUGGUGUGAGCUUUUCACCAAACUAAUGGGUGAAAGAGGCAAAAACUGAACUUUGGCUGCAUGUAUAAUGGGUAAAUUUAAUCUGAUUUGAAUUAUACAAAAUAAUAGGUUCGUUCUAUUCAAGUCUCAUCCCAGACCCACCCCCCUUUUCCAGCCCUAGGGGAGGGAGCGUUAAAUAAUGGUCUGUGUAAACUGAUGCUCAUGCAGUAAGAGUUUGGAGAAGUGCUGCUUGUACAAGUUAAAGCAGGCACUGAAGGAAGAGCAACCAAAUAAAAAGCAGCUUCAGGAACAAAGUGGACCCUUCUGAAAUUUCAAGACAUGUCUUUCUUCACCAGAGUUUUGACGAUGAAAUGCAAGCAGACACUUGAAUGUGAGAGGACUUACUUUUACCAGGCGCUUUUAGGCAGCAGCAGCAGGUUUGCCGGGCAGCCCCGGCCGUGCAGCAGCCAGUCGCUGGCGGUGCGGAGCAGCCCGCGGGCAGCGGCGGGGAACAAAGGCGAGGGGCAAGGAGCCGAGCUGCUGGAGCCCCCCCCGCGCCGCCUGGGCAGGGUGAAGAGCCUGCACGAAAUGCCCGGACCCAACACCCUCUACAACCUGUACGAGUUCUUCUGGAAGGACGGCUUCGGCCGCAUUCAUGAAAUCCAGCAAAAACACACUCAGGAAUAUGGCAAGAUCUUCAAGUCUCACUUUGGUCCCCAGUUUGUUGUAUCCAUUGCAGAUCGAGACAUGGUUGCUCAAGUCCUCCGAGCAGAAGGCAGAGCACCACAAAGAGCCAACAUGGAAUCCUGGCAGGAGUACAGAGAUUUACGGGGGAGAGCCACGGGGCUCAUUUCUGCGGAGGGGGAGCAGUGGCUAAAAAUGAGAAGUGUACUUAGGCAAAAAAUUCUGAAACCCAAAGAUGUGGCUGUUUACUCUGAAGGAGUCAAUGAAGUUAUCACAGACUUAAUUAAAAGAAUCCACAGCCUCAGAAGUCAAGAGGAGGAUGGGGAAACAGUGACCAAUGUUAACAACCUUUUCUUCAAGUAUUCAAUGGAAGGUGUGGCAACUAUUCUGUACGAAUGCCGGUUGGGCUGCCUGGAAAACAGCGUCCCACAGCAGACUGUUGAAUAUAUUGAGGCUCUGGAGUUGAUGUUUAGCAUGUUUAAGACCACUAUGUAUGCAGGUGCUAUUCCCAAAUGGCUUCGUCCACUUAUUCCAAAACCCUGGAGAGAGUUCUGCAGAUCCUGGGAUGGACUCUUCAAAUUUAGUCAAAUCCAUGUUGACAACAAAUUGAAGGCUAUUCAGUCUCAGCUGGACCAAGGAGAAGUAGUGAAUGGUGGGCUGCUUACACAUCUCCUAGUCAGCAAGGAACUUACUUUGGAAGAGAUCUAUGCCAACAUGACUGAAAUGCUUCUGGCAGGAGUGGACACAACUUCUUUUACUUUGUCCUGGGCAAUAUAUUUGUUGGCAAAGCACCCAGAGGUGCAGCAACGUGUUUAUGAGGAAAUAGCCAAUAAGCUGAGGAAAGAUCAAGUUCCAGUUGCUCAUGAUGUCCCAAAAUUGCCUUUGAUUAGAGCUGUCCUGAAAGAAACCUUGAGGUUAUAUCCAGUAUUGCCAGGAAAUGGAAGAGUGACCCAAACAGACUUGAUCAUUGGAGGAUACUUGAUACCUAAAGGGACCCAGCUGGCACUUUGUCACUAUGCUACUUCAUACAGUGAAGAAAAUUUCUCAGUGGCAAAUGAGUUCCGACCUGAGCGUUGGCUGAGGAAAGAUAAUUUGGACAGAGUAGACAACUUUGGCUCCAUCCCCUUUGGUUAUGGCAUUCGAAGUUGUAUAGGAAAAAGAAUUGCAGAGCUGGAAAUCCAUCUUGCACUGAUCCAGCUACUUCAGAACUUUGAAAUCAAAAUUUCUCCCAAAACUGAACCAGUUCAUGCCAAAACUCAUGGACUUUUGACUCCUGGAAACCCCAUCAAUGUCAGGUUUUCUGACAGGAAGUGA